Molecule: messenger RNA, 3617 nt
Organism: Chroicocephalus ridibundus (black-headed gull)
Lineage: Eukaryota; Metazoa; Chordata; Aves; Charadriiformes; Laridae
Gene: MEAF6
Product: MYST/Esa1 associated factor 6
Exons: 6
Coding region: 63-662 (199 amino acids)
Cellular component (GO): NuA4 histone acetyltransferase complex
Source: RefSeq, a predicted model, not a curated record
GGCUCCUCCCGGCAGCGCAGCCGCCGCCCCGCCCCGCCCGGCCCGCGCAGGCCGCCGCCGCCAUGGCCGCGCUGCACGCCAAGGCCGGCGGCCCCCCGCAGAUCCCCGACACCCGCCGGGAGCUGGCCGAGCUGGUGAAGCGCAAGCAGGAGCUGGCGGAGACGCUGGCCAACCUGGAGCGGCAGAUCUACGCCUUCGAGGGCAGCUACCUGGAGGACACGCAGAUGUACGGGAACAUCAUCCGCGGCUGGGACCGCUACCUCACCAACCAGAAGAACUCCAACAGCAAAAACGACCGGAGGAACCGCAAGUUCAAGGAGGCCGAGCGGCUCUUCAGCAAGUCCUCGGUCACCUCGGCAGCGGCGGUCAGUGCAUUAGCUGGAGUUCAGGACCAGCUCAUUGAGAAGCGGGAGCCAGGCAGUGGCACAGAGAGUGACACUUCUCCAGACUUCCACAAUCAGGAGAAUGAGCCCAGCCAGGAGGACGCUGAAGAGCUGGAUGGGUCUGUGCAGGGGGUGAAACCCCAGAAAGCGGCUUCCUCUACUUCUUCUGGGAGCCACCACAGCAGCCACAAAAAACGGAAGAACAAAAAUCGACACAGUUGUACGCGUCCUGUAGCGCCCCUCGGGACCCCGUUGUAUCCAGGAGGGGAAGCGCGUUGACGGAGCUGCAGCAGCAGUCGGCACAGGGUGCUGGCUCCAGCUCUGGUAGCGCUGUGAUUUCCACCUGGCCUUUUCGACUCUCUGGCUCUCCAGGGGAAUAAAGCCAGCGUCCUGCCAGUAGAGGAGGAUUGCAGUCCUGGCCUCCUGGGCUGGCUUCUUGGUUUCUGCAGAACCAAGUAAGAUAGGAAUGUCAGUACUUGCUUUGGGAAAGAAGGGUGAAAAAGCGAAUGGGAAUGUCGGGGGGGGUUGCGGACACUCCUCACGAAGAUUCCCACUCCCCGAGCCUUUCAGUUUUCAGUGUCCCAAACUGAGUCUCUUUUGCUCGUGGCAUGGAAGACUUGCUUCGUCACGUUCACCUCAAAGUGUUUGAUAUUAAACUGACCUAAAAUUGCUGUGAAACGAAGCUUUCCUGAACUCUUUCUGGUUGAAUUUAGAUGACCGGUUCUGCCCCUUCAGGUGUGUCCCCGAGGUGUGGUGCAGCACGGGGGGCUGGCGGCUCGGAAAUCCGGGAUAAACUCCCAGCCUCGCCGUGCUGCUCUCCACGGGCCACCUAAUGCUGCUGCGUAGCCAUGGCUCGUGGCCCUCCGCAGAGCUGGCCCCUACAGGGUGUGGUGGUGCGCGGUGGAGUCAGGCCCUACGCAGAAAGGACCGUGGAAAUCCAUGCUUUUGGAAAGGGGAGACAUUUACUGCAGAACUGCACCUCUCUGGGAAUGAUUGCUGGAACUGGUACUGAAAGAUUAUUAUAAGUAAAAGGAGCUUUUAAAAAAAUCCAGUGUUCCUGCCAGCUUUGAGCUUGUUGGCUUUGUGUACGGAUGGGCUUUCCUCUUUGAGGGACCUUCUCGUACGAUUAGGAAAGAGAAAUGUUUUAAGGAACAGUGGUUAAAAAUCUACAAAGAUUGCUGGGGAGAGGCUGGUUUGGGAGAUGCAGAGGUAGGUAUAGUGCUUGAAAAAUGCCUAACUCCUUUUUCUCCUUCAUUAGGUGUUGAGUCGUUAGCGUGUCUUUAAUUCUUAGAUCAGAAUUCCCUUCCUCCAGCAGUCUUAAUUGGGCAAACAUUCGAAAGUACUGGAUGGCCCAGAUGGGAGCUGGGAAUCCAAAGCAGUUCAAAACUCUUGGGUUUUUUGCCUGUAGACAAUUGGAAAGAAGUUCAGGAAUAACACAAGACACUACGUCUGUAACGAGUUCAGAGAAACAGUCUGUAAAGCUGAAAUACAGCUUAAGAAAAUUGCUAUUUCAAGCAAACGAUAAAGUAUUCCAGCCAACACGUGCGUGGGCGGCAAACCAACGCGCUGCAGCCGCAGCGGGGUGCCGUGCAGGUGCUGUAAAUAAUGCCAAUUCUUUUGCUCCGUUGCAUAACCCGAACUUUAGCGCCAGGAGUUAGGAAGAAACUGCCCCACUGCCAGGUUGUGGCUUUGGGGUUUCUGCUGCAUUCCCUCCGCUGAAGCAGCUGGUGCUGGCCGCUGUCGGGGACAGACUAUUGGACAUGAGGAGCCCUGCUCUGAUCCGGUAUGGCGAUUCUUCUCCUCUAAGAGAUUCGGCAGGCACAGCUACAGUACGGAAAGGCCUUUGCAGUUAGUAAUUCACUGUUUUGUAAUGCUUAGCAUGGCCAGAUAAGUAAUUAAAAGAAGAUGAUAAUUAAGUUUGUCUGUAAUAAAAACGCUCUUAAAGUUGUGAUUGCUGUUACUGACUAUCCCCUAAAUUCUGGCAGAAAAGACCAAGCAAUUUUCAAGUAUAUCUAGGUUAAAAAAACCCGAACAACAAAACAGUCCCGGCCUACCAAAAGUAGAACUUAAGUGCUUUAAGCGUUUUAAACGUACUGCAGCCCAGAGUGCUCUUUAGGAAGGGACCUGCCUGUCUGUUUCUUGGGUGUCAUGGAAAAAAAAAAAAAAAAAAAGAAAAGAAAUAACUGGCAUUUCUUUUUGAUCAGAAGCUCUUCCGUUUGCCAGUGUUAUGUUUGGGUUCUGCUCACCCUGACAGCGCGCUGGCUCCCCCGGAUUUUCUCCUUCGUGCCCACCGAGAGCGGUGCGGAAAGUUGGAUUCAGACUGGGCAGAACUGGUGCGAAUGGGCAGGUUAACUGCAGACAGUUAAGAGCAGGGAAUCAGAUGGAAGUUACAGUGUCGUUAUCGCAGUCAUCCUCUGUUCCCUCUGAGACCACAGGAAGGCGAAGAUGAUUAUUUUCUGUGUGCUCAGCAGUUUUCACGGCUAAAAAGUCUUUCAGGAGAAAACAACGCUGUUUCCUCUUAGAAAUUCAGCGCUGAAAAGCUGCUGAGUUACAGCUGAUUCGAUGAUUCGUCCUUUCCGCCAAAUCCCGGUGUUAGCUUUGGGGCAGGACUGCUUCUAGAGCCGGUGCCACCGUGUGAAUGCCGAGACGAGGGUGGAAUGUCACCAGACUCUUCCUUAGCGCUGGCCCGGUGACCGUGUUCUCCGUGCGGCUCUUGGAAAGGCAGGGGGUGCGAGGGGCCGCGUGUGUGCGUGUGCUUCGGGAGAAUACCCCAAUGCAAAGUUGGCCGCUGAGCGCCGUCCCGCGCUGCUGCCCGAGCUUCGCUUUGCCGCAGUAACCGGAGCCACCGCUCUCACCGCCCGCUCUCCGGUUUCACGAGCAAAUCCGUUCUCCUCUCCGCCUGCGAGCCAGCCUGCGCUCCCAGUCGCCCAUAGCUGCCUUGUUCAGCACCUAAAAUUCCCUCAGAAAACCGCUGUGCCUCUCUUCUAACACCUCUUUUUCCCAGAAAUCCGAUUGGGGAGGGGGACUCUGGAUUGCCAAGUCUGGAGUGCUAUUUGUGCCCGAUUCUGGUUACGAUAUCUUAAGAACUUUAUGGCAUUUGAACACUGGCUUUAUUAUUUAUUUUAUUUCGUUUUAUUUUUUUUUUUAGUAAUCUCGCUAGGGUGGCUAAUCAACUAAUUUAUUUAAUUCAUUAGUAUAUUAAUUUCUAUUGCUUUCUUCCUUUCAAAUGCUGCC